Molecule: messenger RNA, 746 nt
Organism: Triticum aestivum (bread wheat)
Lineage: Eukaryota; Viridiplantae; Streptophyta; Magnoliopsida; Poales; Poaceae
Product: transcription factor bHLH150
Exons: 1
Coding region: 123-359 (78 amino acids)
Biological process (GO): regulation of DNA-templated transcription
Molecular function (GO): protein dimerization activity
Source: RefSeq, a predicted model, not a curated record
CCAUCAACGUCGUCACGUCGACCACAGGGCCACGCUACGCCUACACGUACCGCACGUAGCGUAGCUGCUAGAGAGCUAGCUAGCUAGCACAUUUCAUUGAUUGUCCUGCUGAUCCGUUCGGCAUGGAGAUCGCCAGGAGGAGGAGGUCGCUGUGCUCGAGCCGUCGCCGGCGGUCGGCGGCGGUGGGGCGGAAGGUGCGGGAGCUGCGGCGGCUGGUCCCCGGGGCGGCGGUUAUGCCCACCGACCGGCUGCUCGUCCGCACGGCCGACUACAUCGCGCAGCUCCGGGUCAGGGUGGAGCUCCUCAGGGCGCUCUCGGAGCUCUGCGAAGGGCAUGGCCAUGGCGACUCCCCUAGCUAGUUGGCAACCUCUGCUCUUGUGGUAUGACGUAUAUAUACGUGCAUAUAUCGCACGUAUAGACGGAUGGUAUAUAUUGAACGAUUAUGGGUUGAUCAAGUAGCGUAUAAUUGAGUACCUAGGUGCGAAUAUACAUACAUCGUAUGUGUUCUAGAAGUAUACAGGGGUUUUGUUUUUCUGUCCAGUAUUUCUUGUAAUUUUCGCGGCCGAUUCAUAUUCUUUUUGUAUUCAUGUACGUGUGAUCGUCGAUCAAUCUUGCGGUGUUAUGAUAAAAAUUCUGAAAAAAAAAGUUCUGUCGCACCUAUACAAUCCCCUUAUCACCCCCCUUUGCGGCAAAGAAAGAAUCAAAGAAAUACAUGGGUAUGCGCAGUAUGCAUUGUUAACUGGAAA